Momordica charantia (bitter melon) is the source of this 1027-nucleotide messenger RNA. Its product is annotated as alpha amino-terminal protein methyltransferase. Gene Ontology annotation, biological process: N-terminal protein amino acid methylation. Gene Ontology annotation, molecular function: methyltransferase activity. The record is from RefSeq and is a predicted model, not a curated record. NCBI's taxonomy places the organism in Eukaryota, Viridiplantae, Streptophyta, Magnoliopsida, Cucurbitales, Cucurbitaceae. Gene Ontology annotation, cellular component: cytoplasm.
GUGGGGAACCCCACCAAGCGCACCCAGUGGUAUCGCGAAGGCGUAGGGUAUUGGCAGGGAGUCGAGGCAUCAGUCGAUGGGGUUUUGGGAGGCUAUGGCCAUGUUAACGACGCCGAUAUCUUGGGCAGUGAAGUCUUUCUCAAAUCCAUUCUGUCCGAGCGUUUUCAUUUCGCUGGAAAAGACCGCCCCCUUGUUGCUCUUGAUUGUGGUUCUGGCAUUGGGAGAGUCACAAAAAAUCUUCUUAUCAGAUAUUUUAACGAGGUUGACCUUCUUGAACCUGUAUCACAUUUCCUAGAGGCUGCCCGUGAAAGCUUGGCUCCAGAAAAUAGUGGUGCCUCCUCUGAUAUGCACAAAGCCACUAACUUCUUUUGUGUGCCUCUACAGGAAUUCACGCCAGCUGCUGGAAGAUAUGAUAUUAUAUGGGUUCAGUGGUGUAUUGGCCAUCUUACAGAUGAGGACUUCAUCUCCUUCUUUAAAAGAGCCAAGGCAGGGCUAAAAGGUGGUGGAAUUUUCAUCCUGAAGGAAAAUAUUGCUAGAUCUGGAUUCAUAUUAGAUAAAGAAGAUCGAAGCAUCACAAGAUCUGAUAUAUACUAUAAGAAUCUAUUCAACCAGUGUGGCCUCUAUCCAUUUAAAUCAAAGGAUCAAAAGGGAUUUCCCGAGGAAUUGUUUCCUGUGAAGAUGUAUGCAUUAACUACAGAGGGGCCCAAGAGGAAUUCUCGCACCAAAAGGGAACAAAGCAAUAGACCUGGCAUUAUCAAGUGAGGAGCGUCACCCCAUUUCUCUCGCUUCUGAAUGACUAUCAGUAGAUACUUUUGUGCUUGGUUACUUUUUGAACCUUAUCAUGUAUGUACAGAUUGCAUCUUUCUGCAGUAUAUCAUGUUCCUAAAUUCUUGUAGGAUGUCAUCUUGUCUUCAACUUCAAGUGGAAAAGUAUGGCCUCUUCGCCUUUGUUUGUGUCUCUGAUUGUUGAAUCCUCUCAGUUUUAAAGAUCUGAACAAAAGAAAAUUAAAAAACCAGGUUCAUUUGGA